AUGAAAGACCUCCCAAACGAGAUUGUAUACCACAUCGUGGAUCUUGUCGACUGUCUCAAGACGCUAUGGAAGCUCCUCACGAUUUCCCAGCAAAUGAGCGCAUUUGCUAUUCCUUCUCUGUACAGAGAACUUACAUUUGACUCCCACUCCUUGACUAGUACAAGUUCCAGUUCGUCGCCUCAUAUCGAUGCGCUGGCGAAGCUCGCCCGAACCGCCAAGUCCAACAAAAACCUCCGAUUCACAAAGUCCUUCACCGUCUUCCGAUUCAUCUCCCCCCUGAUUGAGGACGAAAACGUAGACAAAAUACUGCCAUUCCUACCAAAUUUGCGCCAUCUGAGCAUCAGAAUACCCAUCAUAGAGCCGGAGACGCUGAGCCUUGUCCCACGGCACGCACAGCUCACACAUCUUGUCAUAGAGAAUACCGCCUACUCGCCAGAAUUAGAACAGCUCCUUAUGGAUCACCCGACGCUGAAGAUCAUCCAGAUGAGUGGGUUUUGGACUGCGGAUACUCCCCCGUUGUCGCCGACCGCACUUCCCAUGCUCCACUCUCUAUCAUGUUCACUCCGUGUCGCGUCGAAAUUAGGGAGGCCUUCCGUGAUUCAUCUUAAAAUUGACAAUUUCCCUAUGGACAAUCGCUCUACCCCCAUCCCAAACGAGCUUGUGCGUGAAGUAGCAGCCGUGCUCCCCUCUGUGCGCGUGGUGGACUUCACAACUCCAAUCCACUUCCCAUCCGCUGCUGCGCUGAUAUCCCUUCUCCCAAACGUAGUGUGCCUCAAACUUCGCGAGCGCUCCGUAAGCAUUCUGCCCUCAGUCUAUUGGCAGCAUCUCGCAACUUCGAGUCUGAAAGCUAUCAUCUUAGUCGUUCCAGCGGCAAGCACGCGUUCGAACGAAGUAGCUCAGAAGGCAUUUCGUGACAUUGAGAACUUGGAGUACCUAGCCGUGGAAGCAGGAAUAGGGUCGUCAAUGCGCUAUCGCCGGUCCCUGGGGGGUCCCAUUGUUCAAAUCAUCGACCAUGAUUGGCAGCCUUGGGAAAAGAUGAUGGCCAGUGGCAUAUUUUGA
This is a messenger RNA of Pleurotus ostreatus (oyster mushroom), 1059 nucleotides long. RefSeq lists its product as uncharacterized. The transcript is spliced from 2 exons. The coding region runs from base 1 to 1059 and encodes 352 amino acids. The record is from RefSeq and is a predicted model, not a curated record. NCBI's taxonomy places the organism in Eukaryota, Fungi, Basidiomycota, Agaricomycetes, Agaricales, Pleurotaceae.